Nomia melanderi (Alkali bee) is the source of this 1393-nucleotide messenger RNA. NCBI's taxonomy places the organism in Eukaryota, Metazoa, Arthropoda, Insecta, Hymenoptera, Halictidae. The record is from RefSeq and is a predicted model, not a curated record.
UGUCUCUGACCGCUCUGUACGAACAGCGACGGGAACAAACGAACGCAAUGCUCUUUCGAUAGUUCGCAUACUUUCCGAUAUGCUGCAUUGAUGGCGCUAUCAUACAACUUCUGAACGCAGGUGCACUGGAGACCGUUGAACAUCCGGGACAAAUAGAUAAACUAAUUGUAAUCCGUUGGUGCUCCUUUAAGAAUGUAUUACAUGCAUCCCUAAAAUCUCUAAGUGUUGCUAAUUUUUUUCUUUCUCCUUAUUAUUCGUGUGAUGCUAAAAUUCAAUCAAGAAAUUCCUUUUCAGUUUUAAUUCUUUAUUGUCGUUCAACAAUAUAUUUAUCUACAUAAUAUAUUAUAGAAAUCAUUUUUUACAAGAAACUAAUUCGUUUAGAUAUUUGUGUUGAAAUUAGAAACAUAGUUUCUUUUUUGCGUAAUACGGAAAUUUUAUUUUUAGUAUUUUUACAAUUGCACGUGAUUAAAAGAACAUAUUUUAAAACGUAUUCGUCUGCAUUGUACUACAAUUAAAGGAAAUUUGAAACUGUAAUUUUAAGUUGUUUUUAACGCCUUUCACGUGCGUUAGGAAUUUUCGAAUUUACAAAGUUUAUACAUAUAGAAUUGGUAAAACAUUGAAAUUGUCGGUUUUGAAAACUGCGGACGUCACAUAUACAUAUAUAUCUAUCUAUACAUAUAUACAUUUAAUGUGCAUACGACAUGUGACGUAUUUAGAUAUCUCUGCUACUUAUGCAUAAGUGUUCACUAAAGGUUAUACUUUUAAUUUUUUUACGAGAGAUUGUAACAGAAUUGUAACUUGAGUAGAUUAUAUUGAAACUUUAUGUUCUCGCCAGUUAUUUUUAAUUUCACAAAAGAAAUUUAUAUAUUAAUGUGAAAUUAACAUGGCAACAUCUGAGAGUGAUGAUUUUGAAAGUGCUGAUGAAGAAAUGAACUGUAACAUAUCCGCAAAAAAUGUUCAAACACAAAUGUGGACUUCACCAACAACAAUAGAUUCAGAAUCUGAUGAUGAUACUGAAUUUGUACCCCGAAUUCCAUAUAAAAAUAUAGUUUAUAAUGAAACACAUUCAUUAAAAAGAGAGUUAAUGACUUGUAAAAAAACAAACGAUGAAGAUACACCUAAAAAAAGUAAAGAUGAUAGCAUUAAAAAUAUCUCGGGUCAUGAAAAAGGGGAUCAACCGACGAAUAAUAUAGAGAAAGCUGAUAACGAGCCUACAAUUACUAGUAUACAGACAACAGUAUUUCCAGAAACAGAUUCUACUGCUAUGAAUUUAAAAAUAACAGAAGAUGAUGAAAAGAAUAGUUUAACUGAGAACAAUACAUCUACUAGUAUUGUCCAAAAUAAUAGUUAUACAGCUAAUGAAAACAGAGCAACAAACAUAUGUAUUAUCUGA